AAGAUUUCCACGUUUUCUGGGUUUUUAGGAUCUUGUUCUUGUAAGUUGUGCUGGUUUGAUUCAGUGUCUCUUGUACCCUCUUUUAAGAUUUUUGUCAAGAGGCUAUUCUGAGUUGAAGAGAGUGGCUGUCAAAUUCUUCCUCAUUCUUCAUAUAUUUCUGCUUGAAUAAAGAUGGGGGACCAGAGACCGACAUAUACUCCGGAUGAAGCAAUUUCUGCAAUUGGAUUUGGGAAAUUCCAGGGUCUCGUACUAGUUUAUGCUGGAUUUGGUUGGAUUUCAGAGGCAAUGGAAAUGAUGCUUCUCUCCGUGGUUGGAGUAGCAGUACAAUCUGAGUGGAAGCUUUCUCCUAGCGAAGAAAGCUUGUUAACAUCCGUGGUGAUGGCUGGGACUCUCGUUGGAGCUUAUUUCUGGGGCACCAUAGCAGAUGCUUAUGGGAGAAGAAGAGGAUUUAUUGGUGCAGUAACAGUACUGUCUAUAGCUGGAAUUUGUUGUGCUUUCUCCCCAAACUAUAUACUGCUGUUGGUUUUUCGUAGUUUGGUUGGUUUUGGUGUAGGAGGUAACCAUGUAUUUGCAUCAUGGUUUUUAGAGUUUAUUCCUACUCCAAAUAGAGGUGCUUGGGCGUUUCUACUGUCAAUUUUCUGGUCACUUGGAACGGUAAUUGAGGCUUCACUUUCAUGGAUUGUCAUGCCGACAUUGAGUUGGAGAUGGCUAAUAGCUUUAUCUUGUCUACCAUCCUGGAUUGUGCUUCUGCUUUCUGGACUCGCACCUGAGUCACCAAGACACCUGUGUGUGAAAGGCAAGAUGGAAGAGGCCCAUAUGCUAUUGGAGACAAUUUCAAUAAUUAACAAUGCAACACUUCCCCCAGGAAUUCUUGUCUUAGGUCGAAAGAUGAACAUAGAUCAAGAACAAUCACCAUUGUUAGAUACUUCUCUUAUCUCAUCAGAUAGAGAAAAGAAGCAUAGCUCACAAACUUGCCUAUCAUCACUGUUUGCACUAUUUUCACCAGAACUGGUAAGGACAACUCUUCUGGUAUGGUUUUUGUACUUCGCAAAUACAUUCUCUGUCCUAGGAGUCAUAUUGUUGACCACUGAAGUGAGCAAUAGUGGAAGUAAUUGUAGUUCAACCACUAAGUUUUUGAAGAAUGCCAAGAAUAAUAACCCCUACAGAGAUUCUUUUAUCAAUUCUUUGGCAGAUCUCCCUGCAGUUGUUAUACCUGCAUUUAUUGUGGAUAAAUUAGGGCGGAAGCUCACCAUGGAGAUUACGUGCAUAUUGAGUUUUAUUCUGCUUCUACCACUCAUUAUGCAUCACAAUGAGAUUGUGUCCACAACUCUAUUAUUUGGUGCUCGCAUGUUCAUUUCAGCAACCUUCAGUGUCACUACUGUUUAUGCAAGCGAGGUUUUCCCUACUUCAGUGAGGACAACUGGUGUUGGAAGUGCAACAUCUAUAGGAAGAAUUGGUGGUAUAAUAUCUCCUCUUGUAGCCGUUGGUUUAGUAAGGGACUGCCAUCAAGCUGUAGCAAUAGUUCUGUUUGAAGCUGUCAUAGUUUUGAUGGGAUUUUCUGUGGCUCUUCUACCUUUUGAGAUCAGUGGAAGAGGAUUAAGUGACACUGUUCCACUAUCUAAAGAGGAGCAGCUUUUACCAUCACCAUGCCAUGACUAGCAACGACGUCAAGAGUAGCGGAAAGAUCAGUAUAUGCACCAGUUGCAUACCAAGUUCCUAGCUCGUUGAAUCUAGGAGUGGGAUAGGAACAGUUGUCAGUAUAACUAUUUGUGAAUGGUAUAAGAGUUCUUCAACAGGUUAUAAUUCAUUGCCAAAUGCUUGUACAUCUUUGUAAUAUAAAUUAUAUACUACUCAAUUACAACUUAUAGGGGCUUCUACAUGUUAGUUGAAUUAGAAUUUGUGGUGUUUUUUGGUCCUUAUAUUUUGAAUUUUUAUCUUGUUGACGGCCAAAAACCUUUUUGGACGAUGGUUACUGACAACUGUUCAUGCUCCUUAUCCAUUAAAUUCAGUGAGUGCAAUUGA
Coffea eugenioides is the source of this 2022-nucleotide messenger RNA. Its product is annotated as organic cation/carnitine transporter 7-like. Gene Ontology annotation, molecular function: transmembrane transporter activity. Gene Ontology annotation, cellular component: membrane. The record is from RefSeq and is a predicted model, not a curated record. Lineage: Eukaryota; Viridiplantae; Streptophyta; Magnoliopsida; Gentianales; Rubiaceae. Gene Ontology annotation, biological process: transmembrane transport. The transcript is spliced from 6 exons. Bases 172 to 1659 code for a protein of 495 amino acids.